Molecule: messenger RNA, 780 nt
Organism: Ostertagia ostertagi
Lineage: Eukaryota; Metazoa; Nematoda; Chromadorea; Rhabditida; Trichostrongylidae
Source: the annotation of a GenBank genome assembly
AUGGCGAAAGAUCUAGAGACAGAGAAGGACAAAACCGAACUGAUACUCCGAGAUAUGCUGCCGGCGUCGAUUGUCAAUCAGCUCAUGAACGACGAGCCCAUUGAAGCUCGUGAAUACGAUCAAGCAACAGUUAUGUUUGCCGAUGUGCCGAACUUCCAAGCGAUGCUACCACACAGUCAACCGAAAGAUAUCGUGCAGAUGCUCAACGAUCUCUUCCAUCGAUUCGAUCGAUUAGUGGCUAUGCACCAGGUCUACAAAGUGGAGACCGUCGGUGACAGCUACAUGACCGUUGGCGGAAUGCUCUGGGAAGCGCGAUCAGUGCCUGAACCAGUUAGUAAAAAGCCACUGCAAGUACGAAUCGGAAUCCAUUCUGGGCCUCUUGUGGCCGGCGUUGUUGCCGUGCGAAUGCCCAGAUUCCUUCAGGUACUGCCUAUUCGGCGACACUGUCAGUACGGCGUCAUUAAUGGAACUGAAUGGCCUAAGCUGGAAAGAUCCAUUGCAGCGAUAAGACGCACAAAAUUGCUACUGCUACCGGACGAUUUGAAUUUGUCAACCGGGGAAACAUGUAUAUCAAGGGGAAGGGAGAAGUGGAAACCUAUUUCCUACUCAAAAGUACAAAGAAGAGCGUAUGGGAAAUCAUCGACCGAGAGCGAGAUGUCAACAAGAAUUCCAUUGACGGCUAUGAAGAACUCGAGGACGGGCAUGGCUUACUCCGAAACACGGCAGCUUAUUAUACAACCAUUAGACAGUGUUUCGUCUAAAACUUGCACAAUAGCAUAA